AUGGCGCAGAGUGCUGACCUGUGGCGAGCUGCCCCCUGGUGCAGCUCUUUCUGCAGGGUCCCGGCUGGCAAAGAAGCGUGCUCUUACAGAGGCUGCUCAUCAGAAGAGCAUCUAGGAAUGGCCUCGCAGACGAUUGUGACGAUCCAGCCACAGUAUGGCAUGCCCGCUGCCUCGAGGUGCAUUUGGCAGACGGGGCUGAUGGACUGCUGCUCAGACUGCGGAGUCUGCUGCUGUGGGAUGUUCUGCUUCCCCUGCCUCGCCUGCCAAGUGGCCGGGGACAUGAACGAGUGCUGCCUGUGUGGGACCAGCGUGGCCAUGAGGACCCUCUACCGCACCAGAUACAACAUCCCGGUCAGUGGGUAACCUGCCCCCUCACCCUGCUGCGAGGCUGAAAGGCGAGGUGGCCCCCAGGGAGGUGGUGGAUUCACUGUCCCUGGAGGUUUUUAAGAUGAGACUGGAUGUGGCAUUUCGGGCCAUGCUCUAGUAACCACGGCAGUGUUGGAUCAAGGGUUGGGCUUGAUGAUCUGGGAGGUCUUUUCCAACCCAGUUUAUUCGAUGAUUCUAUGGGGGAUGAGCAAAGGGCAGCAGUGCUUUCCCCUCCCCAUUGUUUUCCCUUCCGUAUCCUGCAUGAUGCCAGA
Messenger RNA from Lepidothrix coronata (blue-crowned manakin), 638 nucleotides. RefSeq names its product placenta specific 8 (gene PLAC8). The record is from RefSeq and is a predicted model, not a curated record. The transcript has 4 exons. Bases 1 to 363 code for a protein of 120 amino acids. Lineage: Eukaryota; Metazoa; Chordata; Aves; Passeriformes; Pipridae.